CCGAGGAAGGAGGAUAAGGCAAAGUAAUUAAAAUGCAAAAAGGAGACGUAGGAGAGACAUCCCUAAAUCUUACAGCAUUGGAAAGCAUAGAUGAUCUGCAUGAAAGACAUGAUUUAAAGAAGAUAUUCACCUUGAUAGAAGAAGGGGACCAUACAGGGGUGGAGAAGGUUCUGGCAGAAAUGGGUCACAAAGUUGAAAUCACACCAAAGAUAGGUUGCUCUCCUAUACACUAUUCUAAGUUGAAUUUUGUCAACUGGGAGGAUGAAAAUGAAGAUAGUCCACUGAUCAAGGCAGCUAAGGUCGAUUGCAAGAUGGUCCGAAUUAUAAUCAUGUACGGAGGUAAUCCUAACCAUGCCAAUAAGGAUGGAGACACACCAUUAAGCAUAGCAGCAUAUCGAAGAGACAGAGAUACCAUUGAUGCACUCUUCUUGGCUGGUGGAGAUCUCAUGCCUGCUGUUCAAAUUUUGACUUCCCCGUUGAGGUGCGAGUCAGAAAAGCAUCUGAAAGAGUAUUCCCGUAAUGGCCAAUUCAGUAUAAGGCCAUUGAAAUUUCUAUUGGCAGGAGAUGUCUAUCUUAAGUGUAAAGAUCCCAUCAAAACAGCUUUCGACGUCUGUAAGGACAUCACAAGCAUAAAGAAUGAAAGGAUGGAAUUCGAAAUUGAAUUUGAGUCAAUCAUUGAAGAUGCAGACUCUUUUGCGUACAAGUUUCUGAGCCAUUGUGAUAACAUGCUUGAAGCUAGGGAGAUAUUGACAUCGUCCGAUAAACUGCUUUCAACUGCAAUAGGACAAAGUAAGAAAAAGUUUGUCUCUCACCCAUUCAACUUGCAGAUCAUUAAUGAACAGUGGUACGGUAAAUUUCAUAGCACAUUUUUCCGUGGUAAGGCUGUUCUGAUACUCAAGUACGUGACAAGUCCAAUAGUGCUUCCAUUACUCUUUCUUAAGUUCUUCUUUUAUGAAGAGUGCUGCGGUGUUCCUUUCAUGAAGUCAUCUGUUUCUAAUCUAUUGAGGUUUAUAUCCGUUCCUUGUGUGUGCUUCGCAACAGAUCUAAUAAAUUACAUAAUUUUUGCGGUUGUCAUGAUUGCUGCCUGCCUAACCCCGUUCAAUGGGGAAGAUUUAGCAGGAGGACUAGGAGGUGAAUCAUACAAGGUGACCUAUGUCGAAUACAUACUUUACUUCACAGUAUUUGCUAGGAUUCUCAUGGAAGCUGACCAACUUAUUCAAAAAGGCUUCAUGAAACAUUACAACAAUUUCUGGAACAUGGUAGACGCAACCGUCCUGGGACUCAUAGUGACAGCUGCUAUUUACAAGGGCUACAUAAAUGUUGUAAACACCAGUGACAACGAUACGUUUUCGUGCGAAAAUGUCAAACAGAAACUUCGACAUGAAGAUUCUAUGAACGUGAACUAUAUCUAUGCUGUUGCAGAAUUCGUCUUGGUACUUCGGCUUCUCGGUCUUCUAGAAAUUCACCAGUCACUAGGCACUAUGUUGAUAGCAUUGAAGCAUCUGAUUGCCGAUGCCGCGAGGUUUGGUUUGAUACUCGUUAUUGUGAUGUUGGGAACAACUGUAGCUAUUUACUCGAUGACUAUUGCUCUGAAUGAAUGGAAUAAGGAGUUGUCUACGUUGUCUUUAACGUGCGACAAAGUAGAAGUCCCAGAUGCUUUUGUCGACUUCCUUGAAACCUUUAGAAACGUCUUUUGGGCAACUUUCGGACUUUUUGAUGUUGUGGAAUUGAAGAUAACAGGGGAUCAACCGACUACAUACUUGAUAACUUUAAUUAUGAUUCUGUACGUUCUUCUUUCAUGCAUACUCUUGCUGAACAUGCUAAUUGCCAUUCUGGGCAACACGUUCAGCAGGGUGAUUGAUAACUGUGAUAUCGAGUGGAAAUAUGCACAAAGUAAACUGCUCAAGGAGUACAGCAGAGCACAACCUUUGCUAUUUCCAUUUGUUCCCAUCGCCUUCCCUUUCAUGAUCUGGUUUCGAGCAAAGUUGAAGCAAGAACACACAAUGAAAGAUACCAGAAACCAAGCAAAACAUGACAAGUUGAUUGCUGCUGUAUGUGACAGAAUUAUGUUCGGAGACCUAAUGAGUGGAUCUAAAACUGAUGGGGAUACGAUAAAUAAAGCUCUGGACAAAAGAGUGUCGUUGAAGAGGCAAGAAUCGGUGUUGGCGGUGAUAGCAGAAAAAGUAAAAGAAAGGGGGAAUGUCUAAAUAAAAGAUCCAUGACGCGAGGAGUAGAUUUCUAUGACUUGAUUAUAAUAUCCAGAAAACGAGACUUUGACGUGAGUAGGAUUGAAGCCUGGAUCUGUUGGCCAAUUGGACAUUUUAAAGUAUAUUUUUAGAUGAAUAAUACAGUGGUGCAGUUUCCAAAAGUCAGUAGACACGUUGUCUUAUAACAGUCUUAUAAAAUAGCCAUGUUUCAUAUUGGUUCUACCUGUAACUUUGCAGAUGAUAUGCUGUAACUAAGUUCAUACCAGGAUCCCGUUGCCAAAAUUCAAAUAUUUGAUUUUUAGAGGUCGCACCUAUAUCUCGUUAACAAAAUUGAUUGGGUUAUCAAUUAUCUUGUAACAGCAUGCACAGACACCGUAAUCGGUCAUUCUGCAUGAUUCCCAUAGCACAGAUCUAGUGCCAACCCAAUCACCUGACACCUGAUCGCAAGUAAUGAAUAGACUAUUUUUGCUUGAUAUAUUGGUCAUCUGAAUAGCUAGCUGCUAGAGCUCCCAUUUUUCAAGACAAGUGUAUUUUAAAGGCCUGAACACAAUCCAUUACAAUCCAAUCAUUCAAAAAUAUCUAAAAAACCUCAAACAUGUUCAUUCUGAAAAAAUGAACAUUCUUAAUCUUAUAUUAUAUUAUUUGAUAUAUGAUAGCAAGCCAUGCCAUGAUAGAAAGAAUUAUUAGACUUUUGGCCCCCUAUACUUGUAGUAAAACAAAGAUUUUAGUAAAACAAAAUCAUAAGAGUUGUGCAUGAUUACAUUCAAUAGUAGAAUGAUUGAAGCUCAUUGGUGAAUGAAAGAAGUUUCUAAAUGGUGUUUUUACCUUGAAAUAAAAGUUCAGUUAAUUUACAUAUUUCUUAUUUUCAAGAAAUUGUAAACAGCAUGAUACAUUAGUAUAGUGUAGAGUAGAUACAUUAUAAUAUAAUGUAGUGUGUAGUGUAUAAUGUGUAUUGUGUAAUGUGUAAUGUAGUGUAUUAUCCGUUAAAGCUUGUUCAUAA
Messenger RNA from Bolinopsis microptera, 3207 nucleotides. Its product is annotated as short transient receptor potential channel 4-like. The coding region runs from base 33 to 2207 and encodes 724 amino acids. NCBI's taxonomy places the organism in Eukaryota, Metazoa, Ctenophora, Tentaculata, Lobata, Bolinopsidae. Gene Ontology annotation, biological process: calcium ion transmembrane transport; regulation of cytosolic calcium ion concentration. Gene Ontology annotation, molecular function: store-operated calcium channel activity; inositol 1,4,5 trisphosphate binding. Gene Ontology annotation, cellular component: cation channel complex; plasma membrane. The record is from RefSeq and is a predicted model, not a curated record. The transcript is spliced from 3 exons.